AUGGGGAAUUACGCUUCCUGCACAUUGCCUGGUCCGGUGAGCAAAAGCUUCGUCAGAGCCACCAAGGUCAUUUUACCCUCCGGCGAGGUGCGCCGCCUGCACGAGCCGACCAAGGCGGCGGAGCUCAUGCUAGACUCGCCGACCUUCUUCCUCGUCGACGCCAGGUCGCUGCGGAUCGGAAAAAGGUUCGCCGCCCUGAGCGCCGACGACGACCUCGAGAUCGGCGCUGUCUACGUUUUCUUUCCGAUGAAACGGCUCAACGCCGCCGCGACGGAGGCGGACGUCGCGGCGAUCCUCACGGCGGCGGCCGCCAGGAGAGUCUCGCGAGUUCUGCCGGAAAACGAAGAGGAAUUGGCUGCGCCGGAGAUGGAUUUGGAUGAUUUGUCGGCGCUGGAAUUGAAGCACAGAGUGUCGACUUGCAGAUCCAAGAAGCCGUUGCUGGAGACCAUUGUAGAAGAACCUCUCAGCUUCAGAUGA
Messenger RNA from Andrographis paniculata, 477 nucleotides. RefSeq lists its product as uncharacterized. The coding region runs from base 1 to 477 and encodes 158 amino acids. The transcript has a single exon. The record is from RefSeq and is a predicted model, not a curated record. NCBI's taxonomy places the organism in Eukaryota, Viridiplantae, Streptophyta, Magnoliopsida, Lamiales, Acanthaceae.